AUGAAGGAGAAAGCGAUAAUUCACAAUCUCCCCCUAUUCGUUGUGAGAACAUCUGGAGACCACGUGCUGAACGGCUGGUGGAUUUUUGAAACGACUGUACACGACUCGAUCAGGCAUCAAAUCAACGACUACCGGGUUGGAAAUUCUUCCACAGACAAUAAACAAGAGUUCACGUUCACGUUUCAGUUCACGUUCAAGAUCAUAGAGAUUCUUAUCGCAGUGUUAUGUUCUCCUCAAACUCCUCAAUUUCUCAACUCAACUUUCUCCUCAACUUACUUCUCGGGAAAAAAGCUUGUAUAG
This is a messenger RNA of Necator americanus (New World hookworm), 300 nucleotides long. RefSeq lists its product as uncharacterized. The transcript has 5 exons. Bases 1 to 300 code for a protein of 99 amino acids. NCBI's taxonomy places the organism in Eukaryota, Metazoa, Nematoda, Chromadorea, Rhabditida, Ancylostomatidae. The record is from RefSeq and is a predicted model, not a curated record.